GUAGACCAGAUCGUACCAAGGUGGAGGAUUAUUGAUCUCAAGCUUGCACUAGAGGAACAACUGCAUGGCGUGAAACCCGCAAUUGAAUCUUUUGUAUUUACUCAAUUGGUUGUGUGCCAGAUCCCAGACAGAAGUUUUUUUUUCUUCUUUUGUCUGGACGCUGGACAGUGAAUCAAGAGACUGUGAGACUUCUGCUUCGUCACUGAAGAGUCCUGUUCACUCUUUUUUUUGGACUUAAAUUGUCAAGUGACAGGAUCUGUUUAAGGGGGCGAAUGUAAAAACCUGCCUUCAGCUUUCUGUUUGCCAGGACUGGCUUUUGUGUUUUUUGACAUGUAGAAACUUUGGAAAAAGACGAAAGAUUCUGAGGGAAACAGGAAAAUCUCACGGAGCAACAUGUACAGCUCACACAGCUUGCCUUACCUGGGAGUGUUAAUAGUGGCGGUGGUUGGUAACGAAAUGCUGGAACACUGUUUGUCAUCGAAGCGUACAUACACCAUGAAUGUUGUGCUGCUGGAGGACAACACUUAUGGGUGGAGUCGACCAUUUGUGCAGGCGGCCGUGGAACAAGCCAUUAAAAAGGACAAGGAGUUGAAUGAUAAAGAAGGUUUAGACUUCAAGUUGACGGCUAACUACAACGGCUUCAACACCACAGUGUACAACCGGCAGGGCUGUGGGAGCAGCACCUGUGAGGGAGUGGCAAUACUCAAGAUGCUGCAUAGUAAGAAUGAGGUUGGUUGCGUCAUGCUGGGGCCUUCCUGCACUUACGCCACCUUCCAGUUAGUGGAUGAUGAAAUUGGCCUGAACCUGAGCAUUCCCAUCAUCUCUGCUGGGAGUUUCGGCCUCUCGUGUGACUAUAAGCCCAAACUGACCAGAAUUCUGCCUCCAGCACGCAAGAUCUCAGACUUAUUAGUCAACUUCAUGAUAAAGGUCUUACCAUUUAAGAUGAAAUGGAAGCAGGUCUACGUCUACAAGAAGUCCAGCAACGUAACUGAGGACUGCUUCUGGUACAUCAACGCAUUGGAAGCAGCCUCUGCCAGCUUUGCCUCAAAGACAAGCAGAGUGAUGUUGCGUGGGGAGGAUGAUCUGAAGAAGGCCCUCGACUCUAAGGAAAGACACAGCAACAUCUUCAUCUUAUGUGGGAGCCCUGACGACGUUGUUUCAAUAAAGGGGAUGGUGGGCCGGAUUGAUGAUGAGAUCCUGUUCAUUCUCCUUGAUAUUUACAACCCUGAGUAUUAUGUCAACACAACAUCCAGUAAGGCUAUGCAGGACAUACUGGUGGUCACUCUGCCACUGAGGAACUACAUCGAUGGAUCAAACUUAACGUACAACGACACGAUCAAUGACUAUGUGGCCGGGUAUCAUGAUGGGGCUCUGCUGUUUGGUGAAGUGCUCAGACAGGAGAUGAUCAGCCAGCUACAAAACAGAUCCAAUGAUGUGCCUGACAACCCUUUUGUUAACGCCUCCAUUGACGGUAUGGGAGGACACUAUGAGCUCGAUGAGUAUGGUGACAGAGACGAUAACUUCUCUAUAAUUUUCACAUCAACACUCACUGGCAAGUACGAAACCCUGGUGGUGUUUGACACGUCGCAAAAUGAAACCAGAGUGAUAGACACAAACCCCGCGCUGCAUUGGAAUGGUCGCCUACCUUCUGACGUGACACAAAAUCCAAAUGGCUUGGAUAUGCAGGACGUGAUUGUGAUCGUUCUGAGUCUCAGUGUUGUCGUGGUGACAGUCAUCGCUCUUAUCUUCUACAGGCAGAACAGGAAAGAGCGUCUUAUGCAGAAGAAGUGGUCUCACAUCAACCCGCAUCUGAUUGGUCCACUGGAUGAGAAGGAGGUCUCACUGAAGAUUGAUGAAGAUAAGAGGAAGGACAGCACAUUCUUCAAUCAUCGAGGCCGCUAUGACAAAAAGCCAGUAAUCUUGAAAGAGUUGAAACAGACAGACGGAGACUUCACAGAGGACCAGAGGAUUGAGCUGAACACUCUGCUGCGUAUAGAUUACUACAACCUGACAAAGUUCUACGGCACGGUGAAGUUUGAGUACGGUGUGUUUGGGGUGUUUGAGCUCUGUCAGAGGGGCUCCCUCAGGUACAUUCUGAACGACAGGAUCUCAUACCCAGAUGAAACCUUCAUGGACAUGGAGUUCAAGAUAUCAGUCAUGUAUGACAUAGCAAAGGGCAUGUCAUAUCUCCACUCCAGUAACAUUGAGGUCCACGGUCGCCUCAAGUCCACCAACUGUGUGGUCGACAACCGCAUGGUGGUCAAGAUCACUGACUUUGGCUGUCACACCAUCCUGAGUCCAGGCAGAGACGUGUGGAUGGCCCCGGAGCAUCUUCGUAAAGAUGGGGUGUCUCAAAAAGGCGAUGUCUACAGCUAUGCCAUCAUUGCUCAUGAGAUCGUUAUGAGGCGGAGCCCGUUCUAUACACAGUACUGCUCUGAUCCUGCAGAGAAGAUCUACAGAGUGCAUUAUCCCAGUGAGAUGGGCGUCUUCAGACCUGACCUCAACUUUGAUGGUGCUUCCGAAAGAGAGGUCGAGCUGUUCAUGCUGAUAAAAAACAGCUGGGAUGAAGACCCAGAAAGAAGGCCAGAUUUUAAGAGAAUAGAGUUAAAUCUGGGUAAGAUUUUCAGUAACCUGCACAACCAAGCCAGUGAGACAUACAUGGACAACCUGAUCCGUCGCCUGCAGAUGUACUCCAGGACUCUGGAGCAUCUGGUGGAGGAGAGAACCUCUUUGUACAAAGCUGAGCGGGACAGAGCUGACCGCCUCAACUUUAUGCUACUUCCUGGCCCAGUGGUGCGUUCACUGAAGGAGACGGGCAAAGUGGAACCGGAGCUGUUUGAGGAGGUGUCCAUCUAUUUCAGCGACAUUGUGGGAUUCACCACCCUCUGCCACUACAGCACCCCCAUGGAGGUGGUGGACAUGCUCAACGACAUCUACAAGAACUUUGACAGCAUCCUUGACCACCAUGAUGUCUACAAGGUUGAAACAAUAGGAGAUGCGUACAUGGUUGCAUCAGGUUUGCCCAACCGCAAUGGCGACAGGCAUGCAGUGGAUAUUGCCCACAUGGCCCUGGACAUCCUGGCAUUUGUAGGGACUUUUGAGUUGCAGCACCUGCCCGGCAUCCCUCUGUGGAUUCGGAUUGGUGUGCAUUCAGGGCCGUGUGCAGCAGGAGUGGUUGGGAACAAGAUGCCUCGCUACUGUCUUUUCGGAGAUACAGUCAACACUGCAUCACGCAUGGAGUCCACGGGCCUGCCUCUGAGAAUUCAUGUCAGCCAGUCUACCAUCAACAUUCUACAGAGGACGGACUGCAAGUUUGAGUAUGAAAAAAGGGGGGAAACGUACCUUAAGGGUAAAGGCAAAGAGAUGACCUACUGGUUAACAGGAGUGACUGGGGGGAAAUACAACCUGCCCACACCACCAACAGCGGAGAACUUCCAGCGGCUCCAGCAGGACCUGUCCGAGAUGAUAGUGUCCAGUCUGGAGAACCGUGGAGUUGGAAGUGAGGGCUUUAAAAACAGGAAGACCCUGUCCACCAAAGCCCGCCGGAGAGAGACCAACAGCAGCCUGCAGGGGAACGGCCCACCAGAGUACUUCCACCUGGCUGUCACUGACAACCCCAGCACCUACCUGUGAUGAGAGGAGCUUUCCGUACAAUAAUGGCCAAGAAGUAGACGUCAUAGACGUACGUCAUAGCCUGAACCGGUCUGAGUCAGCACUGCUGGGUUUGUCAGGGUGACAGCGGAGCGGCCGUGGGACAAGCAUGCGUGUUGAAAGCGAGACUUGUGUGUUGAUGUAAUGAUAAAUGGUCCAGCAACAGAGUCUCAGUUGUGUCUUUACCCUUUAACGCUUUCCCCACUCAACACCCAUCCCUCUGACACAAAAUUAACGUUUAUCAGUCAAUUUUUUGCUAAAAGGAAAAAUCCACCCUCAGAUUUUUUUAUAUAUCAUUCAAGAUGUACGUUGAGUUUUGUUGUGGUGGAAUAGGCGGUAUAAAUAAGCCUCCUCCUCUUUUAUUGGGUGGAACUGACACAUUUCAACACAACAUUCUUGAGAUAAAAUCACUGUAGCUGUGUACUCUACAUCAUUACAUUUGCACUGUUACUCAUGGGAAUAAGAAAGGAACAAACUGGCCCCAAGAGUAGCAACACAUAGGCUCUGCCACAGUGUUUAUUUUGAUACUGUCACUUGGGGGCGCCAAAGUUUUACACUUUUACCCAUAUAAUGGCUAUAAAAACUGUUUUGGGUGGAUUUUUCUUAUAUGAUUUUUGAAAUACAAACAGCAUGGGUUCAUGCCUUUUUGUAAUUUGCAACACACAACCAUCACCUUCUCCUGCCUUGUGGACAAUGAUAAGUCACAGAUAGUUAUUGUCACAACUACAUGGAUUGUAGUGUGGGAGUCCUCCUUUUAGAACUAUUAAAAACCCAGCUUUCUCCAAAUGGAAUCCAAUAAUGAUAUUGAAUGUACUCUUCUUGACUUUACUUUGAACAGUUCUCCGUUAAUGUUUAGAUGUUGCCUGCAGGAAGCUUAUUGAUUGAGAAACUUUGACAAAAUUAUUUACCAUGUAAAUACCCUUUCCUGCUUUAAAGACUAUUUCCAAACUGUACUUGUCAUAAUAUAGCGGAGAUCUGAGAAUAUUUCUCUUUCGCACCACAACAAUGCUACCUUGUCUUCAGAACAUCAGAAAUAUCUGUAAUGAUUUUGAUCUUGUGUUUUAUUAAAUGAUGUUUGAAAUAUUGCACAAGAUCAGAGCAGUUUUUUUGUUUUGUUUUUUAACAACUUUGCAAUAAAGUACAAUAAACUAUAAA
This is a messenger RNA of Anarrhichthys ocellatus (wolf-eel), 4806 nucleotides long. It is a transcript of the gene gucy2ca, whose product is annotated as guanylate cyclase 2Ca. Gene Ontology annotation, biological process: protein phosphorylation; receptor guanylyl cyclase signaling pathway; cGMP biosynthetic process. The record is from RefSeq and is a predicted model, not a curated record. The transcript is spliced from 27 exons. Gene Ontology annotation, molecular function: guanylate cyclase activity; protein kinase activity; ATP binding. NCBI's taxonomy places the organism in Eukaryota, Metazoa, Chordata, Actinopteri, Perciformes, Anarhichadidae. Bases 394 to 3633 code for a protein of 1079 amino acids. Gene Ontology annotation, cellular component: plasma membrane.